UUCUCCAGGUACUUCUUCCUUAGGCCCUACGUAGUUACACCAUCUCCACUACCGCGCACUCUGUAGUCCCAAAUAUUGGUUGGUAACCAUACCAGUAGUUACACCAGCUGGGCUUUCACCCAAUAGUUAUACCAAUUUCCAGUAGGAAAUUUCCACCAAUUUGGACCUAGAAAGCGUGCGUAUAGACCCACAAGUAAAAAUUUCAAACUUGCCCAUACCGUGAGAAUCUAGAGUUCCCUUUUUCUUGCGACCUGUUAGCCGAGAAUCAAUAGAUAAACGAGGUUAUGUUUUAAGGACCAAAUUAAAUUGAAAAUCCGAGUUCAAUCUUUAGAUUUCACCGCUAGGUUUGGAAACGAUCAUUUUUGUUUGCAUUGCGAUCAGGAUUGCAGACAUCAAGUCUUCAAAACUUGGACUUGAAACUCGUGUUCCGGAAGCCAGGUUGGCUUAUGAUCUGCGGUCGAAGACAAGAUAGUAAUGAUUAGCCUUUAUUUAUAGCGUCUGAAAUUAUGGUGGAGUCACACCAGUAGCUCAUAGACGCGACGAAAUCGAUGCUCAACGUAAGCCUUCGAGUGACAUGAAGAGCGCUUCCCAGUAUAGCGUCCUGGUAAAACUUCGAAUGUGUUAAGAAGAAUAGCCGCUUUAUUUCUCUCACUUGUAAAACAUCGAAGAAACUCUCAAUCUACACCAUUCAAAUCAUAUCAUCGCAUUAAUAGUAUCUAUAAAAUAUCAAUUCCUUGAGGUGUUCCUACUGAACGGAAGCAACGAAUCUCGCGUCCCAAAAGUAGGCAUUAGCUUGGAUUAGAGCCUGCCAUGAUGAACCAUUAAUAAGAUUUAUAGUGCUAUAUAACGAACUAUAUAGAGUGCGCAUUAAUAAGAAGAUAUAUAGUGCUCAUUAACAACAAGGUAUACUGUGCGUGGACCUAUCGUAUAGAAACACGAAUAUAUUGACUUAAUAAUACUUAUAGGCUCGUCGGACAGCAGUGCUUUCACCUGAUCAAAAAAACUCAGUGAAUUAACGUGCAGAAGCAAUAAGUGAUUCGUGAGUUAAGUGAGACGAUCAAGAAUACUCAAGAUGAACCCUAACAAUAUCAGUGGUUUCUACAACAGCAUGGCAUCGUGCUUCAAGAAAUACACGGGAGCCAUGCCCAGCAUCCCAGGGAGACGCCCUGAGGCCGAGGGGGCGGCGACCCCUGAACCCAGCCUGGAGGGCGCCAGCGGGGGCGACACCCCCCUGAUGGAGCCCGAACUCCCCGAGCUUCCUGAGGAACAGAAACUCCCCCCGGGAGUGCUGCAUAUCCAGGAGGGCGGCAUCGUUUAUAAGAUACUGACGGAGGAGCAGUCGGACGCGGCAGUAGACCUGCUGUGUAAUCAUUUCUUCAAAGACGAGCCGCUGGGUAAAGCCCUGCACCUUGACAGCCCACGAGAGGUCGACCACUGGCUCGCUAACUUGCUGCCUUACAUCAUCCGUCACGACGUCUCGGUGGUUGCAGUGGACGAGGAGAACGACAACAAGAUCGUCGGCGUUGCCAUCAACUCCAUCAAAGAGAAGGAUGCGACCCCGGGGCUGGAUGAUUUCCUGGCAUGGAUAGACCCCCAAAAAGACCCUAAGAUGUUCCGCAUCAUCUCAUUCCUGCGACAUGUCUCGCAGGAGGUGGAUUUCUUCGAGAAAUACGGCGUCGACAAGCUGAUGCAGUUUGAGCUGCUGAACGUGAGCAAGGAGUACAGCGGCCGAGGCAUAGCAUCCAUGCUGGUCCAGCAGAGCGUUGCCCUGGCGCGCCAGCACAACUUGACGUGUCUUGUGGCCCUCACUACAGGGAUUUUCUCGGCCAAGAUUUUCGCACGGCACAACUUCCGCACCAUCCGCGAGGUGCCUUACAGCAGCCACCGCGAGAACGGCAAGCUCGUCUUCCCUUCCACCGGCAUCCACACCUCCACGCGCGUCGCUGUCAAAAUCCUGCAGUAGCCUCCACCACCUGGCAAGCUCGUCUUCCCUUCCACCGGCAUCCACACCUCCACACGCGUCGCUGUCAAAAUCCUGCAGUAGCCUCCACCACCUGGCAAGCUGGUCUUCCCUUCCACCGGCAUCCACACCUCCACACGCGCGCUAUCAUAAUCCAUCCACCGAAGCUUAAUAGCUAAUUGCCGAAGCUAAAUAACUUGACGCUAAGUUGCCGUUGAAGAAAUUCUCUGCGUUCGCGCAUAAAAAAGCGGAGCGAGAGAACUGCGCAGCCGUUCUACGCCCGAGGCAACAUAAGUUUAUUUAUAACAUUUAAUCAUAGAGUAAAAUCUGUUAAUAAAACGCGAGGUUUUGCCCACAAAUUAAAAAAUUCAAAGUUUUCACAAACAAUUAAAUAAUGAAGCAAAAAACAUAACUAUAAACCUCGGAAAUACAUAAAGGUUCGUAACCAAGCAUUGAAUUUGGAUGCAGGUAAAUAAUCGACAGCAUUACUGCUUUACCGGUCAAAAAACGAUUUAAUCUUACUAGGAUUUACGAGUUCAAAGGAAGGGCGGUUAACUAAGUUAAGGCGUUUUUUAAAGGCGGUUAACUUUCAUGUAAAAGAGAAUUUAAAACAAGGCUUCACAUCCUAACGCAUUUAAUAUUAAAAACCAGUGACUUCAUGUGAUGCGUUGCCUCUCUCUAACACCUUUAUAACAACGCCAACUGAGCGUUUUAUAUACUACGCACUGACCGAGCUACCAAGCAACAAUUGGCUUAUAAAGCCUGUGCUGUAAAAAAACUUAAUCAAGCACCUCUGACCGAAGGUAAUAUUAUAGGCGAAUUACGGGCGGCCAGUGCCUGAUAUUCUCUAUUGUAAGAGUGAGUCAACGACGCCAGGAGUUAAAUGAUGCAUUAAGCAAGACCUUCCUCCAGUAAUGUUCUUCAAACGAUUAUGUCCAUCACGCAACCUGCGUCCAUGCUACUGCUAUCAGUGACAUCUUUUGCAUAGAACUUCAGGAAUAUUCAGUUUAGAAUACAUGACUACAAUAAAGAAAAUUGAACGAAUAAGAAUGAAUAAUUCAAUUAAAACGUGGAAUCAAUUAAUAUUAACAUUCAAAAUCUCGAAGGUCAAAAUAAGCUUUCCAUUAGUAUUGCAGGUGCGAUUCUUCACUAAAAGCCCAACAAAAAUUGCACAAUUGUCCACAUAAACUAAAAAGGUUCACGACCCCCGUCUUUCCCUUUAAGUAAAUUACAACCAAACUUGAAAUGAAGCUUCCCAUUUGCAUCGAUGCUAUCGUGUUUAGUCCAUGCAAGUUGUUAUCGAUGUUGUUGCUGUUGUUGAUUAAUAUCGCCCUAACCUCUUGUUAAUGCAACAGAAUCUCGUCUACGCGUAAUAUAUAAGUUUGCUGUAAUGAAAACAGCCGUAACUUAGGUGUAAUUUAACUGGUCUUCAAUAAAAUACUUAAUACCGUACUCAUUAAUAGCGUAAACUAAGUUUAAAGUUGAAGUUGAAAUAAGUUGACGCAUAUAAAGGCAUUAUCAUUAAGCAUAAAUUGACGCUUUAUACCGAUAAGUUAUGUCAAACAUCAUUGACGCUAAGACGAUAGUGAAAGUUAUACGCAGCAAGGCAUAUCCUAUUGCGACGCAGUUCCUUAAACUUCUAGCUUGAUUAGAAUUGAUUGACACUAAUUUUAAAGUGCGUAGAAUAAAUCCGUAACUUUUAGGCCAACGAUACAAUGAUUUUCACUGUUAUUCACCGUUGUUCGUAACACACUAUUGUUUACUGUUGUUUAUGAGUUACAGUUACACAAUUAGUUACUGUUGUUCGUAAGACUUUGGUUCCAACAUGUUCCUACCAAUGACCAUUGCUUAACACUCAUACAUGACUAGGGAAAAGUAUAAGUAGAAAUCUUGCUGAGAAGCGCAUGACGUCAAGUCUGCAUUCCAGACUUAUUCUACCUAUAUACUCGCAUACUCACGGAUGAAUGCUGGGAUCUCGCUCAGAAGCUGCAUUUAAACUCUACUCAAUAUCGUAAAUUAGUCACAAAUUACCAGCAAAGCCAAAUGAUAAAUCUCUCGAGGUUUUCAGCAAAGAUGAGCCUUACAUCUCAAAAAUAACCACGCGUUUGGUAGAAUAAUUUCAAUAAUUAGCAGUUAAAAAAGAAUUCUUUAUUAUCGAGAGUGGGAAUUCUUGAAUUCGAGAUCAUCGUUUGCAAUUUCAUUGACUCGACACCAAAACAAGAUGAUUUGACGUAUAUAUACGACGAUUUUUAAUGACAAUUUUUUCAAUUAACACUUAAAGAGACACGACUCGCUUUAUUGCAACAAAAACAUUGCAUCAUGGAACAAAGUCUGUUCGAAGAGUGGUCCAAUAAUGAGGUUUAUGAUACUUUUUAUUAUUAAUCUAUAAUUGUGUGGUCUAUACUAUUUUAAUUGUUCAUCAGCAAUUUAGAGCAAUGAAUUAUUUUUUCCCUCCAAGUCGAUAUAUAUACACAUUCCCCAACAUUGAACUAAAAAUGUAGCGGAAUUUCAGCUAAGAGUCGUUUUUCAACUUGUUUCAAGCCGACUGAACCACUCGUAUCGUAACCAUUAAGUUUGUAAGCCGGACAACUUGUGCAUCAGUUUGAAGUUAUACAUACGAAAUAUUUAAAUAAACUUGAAAUAGUUCACUUAAUUUUAACGUCAAUUAAGUUAUGGAUGAAUGAGAAGCGGAACGGAUGCAUUAAUCGACUCUGAAUACUUACACUGAAAAAUCUCCGAUAAGUUUGAAUCCAUGUGAAAUUUUAACUCAUUUUAUAUAAAGUUUCUUCAAACACAAUAAACUUCAAAUGCA
Molecule: messenger RNA, 4772 nt
Organism: Hyalella azteca
Lineage: Eukaryota; Metazoa; Arthropoda; Malacostraca; Amphipoda; Hyalellidae
Exons: 7
Coding region: 1073-1963 (296 amino acids)
Molecular function (GO): N-acetyltransferase activity
Source: RefSeq, a predicted model, not a curated record